Molecule: messenger RNA, 3675 nt
Organism: Plasmodium malariae
Lineage: Eukaryota; Apicomplexa; Aconoidasida; Haemosporida; Plasmodiidae
Product: conserved Plasmodium protein, unknown function
Exons: 1
Coding region: 1-3675 (1224 amino acids)
Source: RefSeq, a predicted model, not a curated record
AUGGAGAAGAGCGAAAGUCAAAGUCACACGACGUAUUACCAAACAACAUCAUCGAAUAAUGAUAGCAUAACAUUUUCCUAUGAAGAUAUAAAAUUAAAUAAAAAUGAAAAGGGAAAAAAUCAUGAUAGAAAAGGUGCUAAGAGCACCAGGGGAAAACACAUAAAAAAAAAUAGCGAUUUAAACAUAGGUUACUAUAAUCAUAUUAAAAAAGAACAACAGUGUGUGAAAAAUGAUAAGAAGCUAUUUCUUGAUGGUGAAAAAUGUAACAACUAUAUUUUUUUACGCGAUUAUAAUAAUAAUAAUAAUGUUAAUAAUAGCAGUAAUAAUAGCGGUAAUAAUAGCGGUAAUAGUAGCGGUAAUAAUAGCGGUAAUAAUAGCGGUAAUAAUAAUUACAGUAAUAGUAGUAAUAGUAAUAAUAAAAAUAAAAAUAAUGUGCAAUCUGUUAAAAAUAGUUCUCCUUCUGACCAUGCCGUAAAAAUAAAUGAAGACAGCUGUAAAGAUAACUGUGCGAGUUGUGCAUAUACUUCCAAUAAUUAUGGAAUAAAUAAAUUUUACCAUCACUUGCGCAACAGUAAUGGCAGUAACAAUAGCAAUGACAAUAACUGUAACGAUAACAGUAACAGUAAUAAUAUUAAUGUGUCUUACAGUGUUAAUAAAUAUACCCGUAAUAUAAACCCAUUUAAUAAUAAGAAUGGGAAACAUGUAUUUUAUGAGAAUAAGAACGGAAAAAAUAAUAGCAGUGGCCACAACAACAACAGCUUCAGUGAUGGUUUAAGACUAACCAAGGAGUUACUUAAUGACCUGGAUAAGAGAAACCAGAACCUUCGGGAGGAAGAGUGCGAUAGAGAUAGCGAAAAUGAAAAUUUUUUAAUAUAUGUUAAGAAAAAAAUAGAGGAAAAAAAGGAAGCAAAAAAGAGGAGGCUCAGUAAUUAUUAUAAUGAACAGAAUGAUCUUGAUUGUAAUCGUAAAUGUAAUCAUGAUUGUAAUCACGAGAAUGAUCAAAAGAAAAGGGACAACUACUUGGCUAAUAACCAUAAAGGCAUAAUUAGCAGUAACAACGAGUUUGCACACAAACAUGAAACUUACAAAACUUUCAAUGAUAGCAACUCUUUAUUCAGUGAUGAGUCCACCAAAGUAUUUGUUAACAAAAAAUGCAAAGUUAACAUUAACAUGUGUGAAAAUCCUUGUGAUAUGUGGUAUGGGCUGAAAAGUAGUACUGGGGAAGACGUUUUUAUUAAUAGUUUAAAUAAUAAAAAUAAAAGGAGGAAAAAAAUGGAAAAUAUGAAAUAUAUGAAAAGUAUAAAAAAUUUGAAAAAUAUGAAAAGUAUGAAAAGUAUGAAAAAUAUGAAAAAUAUGAAAAAUAUGAAAAAUAUGAAAAAUUUGAAAAAUAUAAAAAAUAUAAAAAAUAUGAAAAAUUUGAAAAAUAUAAAAAAUAUGAAAAAUAUGAAAAAUAUGAAAAAGGGGGGAAGAACGAAGCAUACGAAUAUGAUGAAUACGAUUCAGUUAAAGAACGAAACAAGGACGAAAACAAAAAAUUUAGAAAAAUAUUUUAUAGGUAAAAAAAAAGGGAAAUAUAAUAAAAUUUGUUCCAAUUAUUACAUGAAAUUAAGCAGUAAUGAGGAUAACAUGUCUGAUAACACAAUAGCAACUAUGCAUAUAGAUGGCAAUUGUAAGUAUAAUGAAAAGAAUGAUACCAGAGGUACAAAAAAUAAUCCAUACAAUUGCAACAGCUACAAUAAUAAUAAUGGCAACUUAAAAAAAUUUUAUAAUAAUAAAAAUAGUUCUACAACAAAUGGUGGGCAGUUCGAAAAAAUAAACAAAAAUUUUUUAAACAACACUAACAGUAAUAAUAUUAAUAAUGCACACAGUAAUGUGUUCAAUAAUGGGGGGUACUGUAAUAACCUCAUUAAUCACCAUAAUAAUACUUAUCACCAGCUAGCUAAAAAAGCAACAAAAAAAAAAAAUAAAAAAAAAAAUAUGACUUGGUCAUGCAAAAAAAAUAAUAAUAACAAUUAUGGGCAUUCACAUAAACGUAGAGUGCAUUUUGCACCAGUAAAAAAUGGUAAAAAAAAUAAUAAUUAUUAUGAAAAUGAUAAUAAAGCAAUUAAAAUUAAUAUCAGAACUCAUUGUUCUGACAACAGAAAUAAUAAUAGUAACGUUGUUGAUGAAAAAAGUGGAAGUAUUUAUAAUAACAACUGCGGAAGUUAUAAUAACAGUGACAUGUACGGUUUAGAAAAUAAAUGUAGCAAUGUGAUAAUAAGUCAUACCUGCGGAGAAGAUGGUAACAAGGAUGACGCUAGUAAUAAAAGCAAAAGACUGUCCGAGAAUAGUUCUAUGAAUUACCAUAGCAAUAAUAAUGUUGAUAAUAGUAGUGCUGGUAGUUGUAGUGUGGUCUGCGGUGGUUUGACCGAGCAAAAUACGAACAGUGGUAGCAACCCCCAAAAGAGCUGCUCUUAUUUGAGUCAAUUGGAAAAUUGUAAUGAAAUUAAUAAUGCACAGUAUUCUUUGCUUAAUGGUACUAAGAAUAGCUUAGCGAAUGACGUAGCAAAUAGUGCAGUAGAUUACUCAGCUAAUAACGUACGUAUAAUGAAUGCAUCAUAUGGUGAACAACUCGAUAAGCAUAAAAAUAAUGGAAAUAAUGUAGAGGGUAAGAGCAGUCAUUUCAUUACAACACCCUCUUUCGGUAAAGCAGCGGGUUACGACAACAACAAAUACAUUAACAUAAAUAGUAUCAGUAGUAAUAGUUGUAGUAAUCAUAUCAGUAAUAGUAACGGUGGUAACAAUGUAGACAAAGCAUGCGCACAUCAUAAAAGUGGGAUCGCGUAUUACCAUAGUUACAGAAAUGUUUUUAAAAAAACAAGUGAACAUAAAACAUAUAAAUUAUAUAAUCCUACUUCGGCUGCUACUACUGCUACUGCUGCUACUGCUAGCAAUAAUACUAGCAAUAAUACUAGCAGUAAUACUUGCAAUAAUGCCAGCAGUAAUAAUAACAGUAAUACUUGCAAUAAUACCAGCAGUAAUAAUAGCAGUAAUAGUAGAAACUCGAAUAAUUAUCUUAGCAUUAAUAAAGAAAAUGAAACAAACCCUUUUCCGCAUCAGUCAGUAACCCAUGGCAUGAUGACCUCCUCCUCACGUACUGAUGCAUAUGAAUAUUACACUAGGAGCAAAACUAAUAAAGACUAUGUAAGUAGUACAGAAUUUCACCAUCACUGCAACAAAAAUAAUACCAUUCAGAGUUACAACAGUAAAACAUAUGAUAUUAUUAAUAAGGAGGAAAUUUUUAACAGUACAACAGAGGGUAAGGAUAACAAAAUGUAUUUAACAAAUGAUUACAUAUAUACAAAUGAUCAGAAUAAAAAUUAUAAUAAUUAUUAUUAUAAUAAUGUAAAAUUUGACCUGUCUUAUGAAAUAGAAGACGAUAUAAAAAAAAAAAAAAAAAAAAAAAAAAAAUGUGGAAUAUGUCCUUCGAUAAUAAGUCGAUUCACAAAAAUGCUCGGGAGAGAGUUCAGCGUAUAUUGGCUUCUAGGAGAGGCGUCAAAUAUUAGUCUUCAAUUUUUUUUUUUUUUUUUUCUUUUUUUGUACCUUUGUGCUUAUGGUGUCGUAUGGAUUGUAUGUAUAUUAGUAUAUGCCAUACAUACAUCAUACAUUCACACAUACGCCGUACAUACAUAUUAA